GCUAUGAGAACGCGUCACCCGCUCCUCUAUCAACUAUUAAAAAGUUUCGUUUGAAUUUGGAACACAGUUUAUGUAAUCAGACGAAAAUUAAAAAGUUGGUUUUGAAUUUCGAGCGGCGCGGUUUUGGAAUUCGAACAUAGAAUAAGGACAAACGCGAUAUUGUUUUUAUUGUGACGUUUGAAUAGCGCGGGAAUUGUGCCAGUGUUUUUUCUAUCAAAUUGUGGUUUGAGUUUUUUAAAAGGUACCUAAAGUGAGUGCGCGGAAAAUUUGACGUUUAAGUGGUGUUGCCAGUGUAUUUAGUGGAUUGACAUUUAUGUGUAGGAAAAUGUUUAAUGCAGAAUACCAUUUUUCUAGCAAGCUUCUGGACCUGUUGACGAAAGGUAGCGGUCAGCGCGAACUCCCAGUCGCCCCCAGUAACGGUGAAGGAGGGGGCGGCGGGGCGCGGCGCUGCGCGCGCGAUGCGGCGUCGCCCGCGCACGCGCCCGCGCCGGCGCCGCCGCACGUCAAGAUUGAGCGGCUCAGCCCCCACGACUCCACUGCCUCCAGAUCCCGCAGCGUGACGCCGUCGACGUCGUCGUACCCGGGCACGCCGCCGGAGCGCGGCAGCCCGCACGCGCCGCCGCCGCACCCGCCCCGCAACUAUUCCGACAUCAUGCGCUCCCUCGCCGCGCGGUACAACAGCCCGCCCAAUGACUACUUCCACCGCAUGAACGGCUUCGGCGCGGAUCGUGCGCCGGCGCAAGAAGCGACAGAUGCGCCGCUCGGCGGGCUGUUCACGAAGAUGGCCAAACAGCAGGGCGGCCCGCCGCGGCUACCUGCCUUCCCUGUCAUGCUCGACAUGAGCUCGACUAAGACGCUGCUAGCGAUAUCCCGAGUGGGGCGCGGCGGUCGCUCGCGACGCAAGCGCGCCGGUACAGCACCAGAGCAUUCUCCACUGGAUCUGUCUGCUGCUGGCGAGAGUGCAGCCAAGCGCGCGAGACUUUCCGCCAGCCCUAGUACCAGGAGCGAUAGCGGCGAGAGGGACCCGAUGUCUAAUGAUGAGCGAGGCGAUCGAGACUGUCUGUGCGCGGAGGCGCGCGCGCGGCUGUCUGCGUGGACUGUCGAUGACGUUUGCGAGUUCGUCACCUCCAUCGAUAUCUGCGCAGAAUACACAGCGAACUUCCGCGAGCAGAGAAUCGACGGCGCCGGUCUUCCUCUCCUCACCGAAGACCACCUAACAGGCAUGCUGCAGAUGAAGCUAGGGCCGGCACUCAAGCUCAAGGCCGUCCUGGCCAGGCGGCUCGAGCCCUGCGCCGGCUGCCAGGCCCAGGCCAGCCCCACCGCUAUCAGGAUAAACGGGGCAGCCCUGAAGCCCGAACCGCGGAGCAACACCACUAGCCCUAGUUAGGGUCGAAAUAGUAUUAAUUUUUCUUUUUAAUCAUGUCGUAUUUCGUGUUUCCAAGCGGCCAGGCUCAGCGCGAUUCUUCAGUCAUAUUCUAAAACAAAUCACGUAUGUCAAAAAUAUGUGAUUUUGGCGAAUGCGCUUGAGAAUCUGAUUUUAACAGAGUUUUAAAUAUAACAGAAUAAUCAAUGUCAUUUAUAAUUAUAAUAAUUGAAUACUUUUACUUGUCAUCAAGUCCGAUGAUUAGUUAUUUUUUUAAUAGUUUGGAAUACAUCAAACACGAUUCAUGCCUGCACUAGCUAAUACGACUCCUAAGUCAUCGAGUCCACGUUUCAGUCUUCCUGUAUUUGUAUAUGUAGAUUUUGCAUUUAGUUAAUUAUUACAUUUAGGUGUACACUUAGCUUAAUCUAUGUAAAUAUAGAUCGUGUAUUGCCGUCCAAAAUGACUUAAUGAAUAAUAUUGUGAAAUAUAUUUGUGUCUUAAAUACUUCGAGGACCUUAAAUAUUAAAAUUCGGUGCUAAGACCCUGAGGGAAUAUAAAAACAGUAGAAACUGUUUAAAAAUGUAUAUAACAGCCGUUUGUAAAAAUUGUUACUUAUAUAUUUUGAGGCUACUAUAAUCUACAUCUAUACAGGGUCACAAAGAUAUACUGUAUAUACAAUAUACAUACAUAGUUUGUUAAGAUGUAUAUUUACGUCACUGUAUCAUAGCAUUUAAUACACCUGAAAAAAGCUCAGUAUAUUGAUACCGACUACAGUAAUAUUACUUAGUACAUAAUACGAUUGUAUAAUUUAGUAUAAAUAAAACCUUUUUCAAACCUGCAUAAUAUUUGUCUGUAAAAACGAUGUAAAUAAGAACGUUCCACUUGUGACUAGUUUUCAGUUCUAUACUGUAGAGAUAAUGUAUUACAAUGUAUCGAGUAGGUUUUUACCUGUGGUAAUCUCCUUAAUUGCCAAAAUAGUGUAUGUUCAGCAACAUAUAGACAAUACGUAUGUAUACAUACAAUAUGUUAGAGUAACGUGAUGGACAAGCGAGAAAACACUUUUCUUUGAAAGGCACGGUAAUAAUUUUCUAUUGUAUUAAAUCGUAAACAGUACGUCUUCCAACACAGAAAUCAUAACAAUAGUAAAUAGUACUGAAAUCAUAAUAAACUUAGCAUAAUCGCAUCACAUACGAUUAAACAAUAUAUAAAGGUGCUAUUUUGAUAAAAAACUUUGCUCGUGCCUUAAAAUAAACAGUCUUCCUAAAAUGAAAAUAUAGCCAGAUGUUAAAGUAUUACGGUUCUACGCUUUAAAUCAGUUAAUACAAUAAUACUUAAUUAUAGAUAAUAAUUGAAAAUAUAAAUAGGUGAUGUUAUUUUAGCAUUAUAUUCAGAAUCAGUGCUUUUAUUAUGUAACUAACGUAUAAUAGGACCAGUGACUUACGAAUGAAUGUUUAUUGUGUGUAAAUUUUAUGUUUCAUGUGAUUUUAAGAGAUGACAAUAGUGUAGAUAUUCAAAAGAGUUUAGUUCGGUUGUUUCAUAAAAUAAAUUUCUUGACUAUUUUUUUAUGAAACAAAUCGUAAAACUCAAUUUCUUUGAAUCUGAUGAGUUUCAUGCGUGACACGAGUCCAAUUUAAAUCCAGAUAUUUAGUAAUUAUCACGGAGAAACUUUACAAGUAUAUUUCCCUGUCAUUGAAUUUAGUUUUAAUCAUUUUCAAAACCAUGUCCUUCUUUUUUACUUUAAAAACUACAUAAUUGGCAGUGAAAUAAGCUUUGAUACUUAAGUAUAGACUAAACUUUGUUUCUAACAUCCACUUCCAUAUUGCCGGUAGCAUCAAAACGCCAUAUGGGUAUGAGACAUUGCCGCAAUAAUUCAUGAAUUGAACUUUUAAAUGGUAUAAUUGAUAGGUACUUGUACCUAAUAUUUUGAUACUGCUCAUUUUGCGUUAUUUUACUACCGACUAAAUCAUAAAACUUAGUCUAUUUUGUUUCCGAAGUUACUAAAUAAUAUUAAUCAAGUAAACUCAAUCAGAAAGUUUUAAAUAGUUUCCAGAAGUCUUAAGUGGAAUAAAUCAAUUUUGCUACAACUAAAGCUACGAAAUAUUAGCUACAAAUGCUACUCUGCAAUCCACUUACGCCAUUUUUUUUUCAACCACAAUAUUAUAUACUCCGCCUAAUUAUAGACGGCCAAGCAAAUUUUGGAACUAAAAAAAGUGCGAAAUCUGAAAAUGAAAAAUAUAGGGGCGAAGGUCUAUCGUCCCAUAUAAAAUUUGAAGAUCGCGCGUUUUUCUAGUGACAAAAUUGGCUCGACCGUCUAAAACCACUGUUUUUUUUUUCGGAAUCCAAGACUCGUGUACGCAUGAGAGUGACAGACGCUCCAUUUUAACAUCUCUAUCUCCUUCUUAAUAGCAUCAUUAAAGCAAGACAGCUAGUGCUAACACUACAAAAUAACAAUGCUAAGUUGGAAAUGGAAAAGUACUGAAUGCGUCUCUUGAAUGGCACAGUGGUACAGUGUCUGAUAACUCAAAGACUUGUCUUAUGUUAUUAUUAGAAUAAAGAAUAAUUAUGUAUAACAAGGUAUUAGUCACAUGUUUCUUCGCAUUGUACUUAGUUUAUGAAUGUGCUUGUUUAUCUGUUUACGGACUUUGGUUCCGAUUUUAUGUGGAAAGAAUUAAAAUGAUGAAUAUUGAGAUAA
Molecule: messenger RNA, 4055 nt
Organism: Leguminivora glycinivorella
Lineage: Eukaryota; Metazoa; Arthropoda; Insecta; Lepidoptera; Tortricidae
Exons: 8
Coding region: 314-1387 (357 amino acids)
Cellular component (GO): PRC1 complex
Molecular function (GO): protein binding
Source: RefSeq, a predicted model, not a curated record